AUGGGAGAAAACGUUGCUAAAAGUGGUGAACGUAGUGUUAGUGUAGAUAUUCCUGCAGACUUUAAAGUCGCUUUGCCACCAAGGAAAAGAGCAAAGACACAGGAAGAAAAGGAACAGAGAAGAAUCGAAAGAAUACUGAGAAACCGUAAGGCAGCUCACCACAGUAGAGAAAAAAAGAGACUCCAUCUACAAGUGCUAGAACACAAGUGUCACGUGAUGGAGCAGAUUCUCGGCAAGAUUGGUAAUAUAGAGAAACUGGUUGGCGACGACGAGGCUGGGAUUGCUCUUCUCAGGGAGUACGAAAACAUGUCCGAUGAGUGCUCUACCCCCAGAAGCAGUUAUUCGCCAACGAAUGCGGUGAAACAGAGUGAGGUGGGUGUUGGGCUGGACGUCGACAUGAAUGUCAACAUGAACGAUGUCAUUACUCCAGCUCAACAGCAAAAGGAAGACGGUGAUUUUCUAACGGCAGGCCACUCUAGUUCUGAAUCCAGCUCUAGUUUCUCUCCGAACAUGGCUCUAACGCCAAUCAGCUUCGUUAAGGACGAAGCUGAUGCGAAAAAUUGGGACCUACUUCUCACAAAUGAGAAUAAUACACAUGCGGAAGUAGCGGAUCCAAGAUCUGUGAGUACAAACAACGAAACGAACAAUGCAAUGGCAUCACGAGAAGAUAAUAGUCUGUUUCCCCAACUGUGGCUCCCCUUUGAUGGAACUGAAGAGAGUUCAUUUGAGCUUGAUGAUUGGCGUAAUCCAGCAGUGAUUACAGCUACUACAUGCAUCUAG
Messenger RNA from Zygotorulaspora mrakii, 780 nucleotides. It is a transcript of the gene HAC1, whose product is annotated as transcription factor HAC1. The record is from RefSeq and is a predicted model, not a curated record. The transcript has a single exon. Lineage: Eukaryota; Fungi; Ascomycota; Saccharomycetes; Saccharomycetales; Saccharomycetaceae. The coding region runs from base 1 to 780 and encodes 259 amino acids. Gene Ontology annotation, molecular function: DNA-binding transcription factor activity, RNA polymerase II-specific. Gene Ontology annotation, biological process: positive regulation of transcription by RNA polymerase II.